AUGCCCUUAAAGGAAGAUCCUAAAUGUUUAGGAAAAUCUAAAGAGUUUGCGCUGAAAAAAUUAAACUUGUUGUGGCAACGUCUAAUUAAGGAUCCAAAUUAUUUGUCCCUAUACAGAGAUUUUUUACGUGAAUAUUUAGAGUUAGGGCACAUGUCAGAAAUUCAAGAUGAGGAGGAAGAAGCAACUUAUUUUAUUCCUCAUUUAGGAGUUUAUCGACCUGAUAGGCAGUCAACAAUGCUCAGAGUUGUUUUUAAUGCAAGUUAUCCAACUUCAAAUGGAAAUUCCCUAAAUUCCUUACAAUAUACCGGAGGAAUAGCGCAAAGUGAUUUAUUUUCCAUCAUGGUUAGGUUUCGUAAAUAUGCCUAUGCCUUCACAGCGGACAUAAAGAAAAUGUACCGAAUGAUCUGGAUUCACCCAAGUCAGAGAAAGUUACAGAGCAUUCUAUGGAAAGAAAAUGAGAAGGAACCAGUCAAAACUUACGAACUAAAUACUGUGACGUAUGGAACGGUGAGUGCACCAUUUUUAGCAACUCGUACGUUAAAACAAAUAGCGAUUGAAGAGGGAGAAAAUUAUCCUCUAACUGCAUCCGUCAUUGAAGAUAACUUUUAUAUGGAUGAUGUGUUAACCGGUUCUGAUAAUUUAGUUACCGCCAAAGAACUUCAAUGGCAAUUAAUUGAUAUCUUGGAAAAUUCUGGCAUUCAACUGCACAAAUGGCAUAGUAAUUGUGAAGACCUAGUAUCAAGUAGUGAAGAAAUCUAUAAUUUUACACACUCCGAGGAAACGCAAGUUUUAGGAGUUUCCUGGAAUAACAAAAGAGACAGCCUUUACUUUAAAGUUGAUAUCAAGCCGUCUCAAGGGAAAGACUGUCGAGUCACAAAACGCUGCGUUUUAUCCACUAUAGCAAGACUGUUCGAUCCUCUUGGAUUACUAGGACCUGUAGUGACGGAGGCAAAAAUAUUUUUACAGCAAUUAUGGUUUUUAAUUAUGGUCAACACGUAUGGUCUGGAUUGGCAUGAGGUACUGCCUGAGAAACAAACGAAAGAGUGGUCAAAUUUCGUCGAAUCAUUACAAAGUGUUAGUAGCAUGAAAUUUGAAGGAUGUAUACUUACCGAGGGAGCUGAAGUGAUAGAAAUCCAUGGGUUCGCUGACGCAUCAGAAGCCGCUUGUGGUGCAGUUAUCUACUCUAAGUGCAUUAAAGAUGGUCACGCAUCAAUUAAAUUGAUUUCCAGUAAAUCGAGAGUGUCUCCAUUAAAAAGAGUCACCAUCCCAAGAUUGGAACUUUGCGCUUCAGUAUUUCUAGCCAAGUUAGUGCAAAAGGUGAUACAUGCCCUCAAAUUACCAAUAUCCUGCACCUAUCUAUGGAGUGACAGCAUGAUUGCUCUUUCAUGGAUUCGCAAAGAACCAUUUCUUCUUAAGCUUUCAGCUUUUUUUCUGGUCAGUUUAGUGGAGGGCAAUGACUGA
This is a messenger RNA of Argiope bruennichi, 1461 nucleotides long. RefSeq lists its product as uncharacterized. The record is from RefSeq and is a predicted model, not a curated record. The coding region runs from base 1 to 1461 and encodes 486 amino acids. Lineage: Eukaryota; Metazoa; Arthropoda; Arachnida; Araneae; Araneidae. The transcript has 2 exons.